Mizuhopecten yessoensis (Yesso scallop) is the source of this 1240-nucleotide messenger RNA. RefSeq lists its product as uncharacterized. NCBI's taxonomy places the organism in Eukaryota, Metazoa, Mollusca, Bivalvia, Pectinida, Pectinidae. Bases 57 to 689 code for a protein of 210 amino acids. The record is from RefSeq and is a predicted model, not a curated record. The transcript is spliced from 3 exons.
UGGAGUUUAGACAGCAAGCCGUUGACUUCUUUGGUUGUUAAUUGUGAACUUCCGGAAUGGGCAUCAUGGAAUCGUUUAAGAACAAAUGUUUUGGUUUGGAUGUACCCGGGUCGAAAUAUAUCGCCGGGGUUGUGUUUCUGUCCUUCAUCUGUUACUUUCUUCAGUCCCUAGGGUUGGUGACCCCUUAUUGGGUCAAGUACGACCAAGGGUCAAGUCUGGCCACUGUUGGAUACUUUUAUGGUAUAUGGUCGGAAUGCAGCACCACCACUUCCGGUCCCACUGCGUGCGUAACAUGGGAUUCCGGAAGUUUGACAGGUACUUUCAGAGCAGCGCAAGCGUUCGAACUGCUGGCGUUCAUCUUUCAGACUGGCGCAGAGGUCGGCAUGAUUAUAUUCGCUUUCCACGACAGCAAAAAGUUCCACAAAGUAAUAGCAGUGGUCAUCGGAUCUCUGUUCUUAGUGUCCAGUGUUUUGACCUUAAUGGGUGCCAUCUUGUUCUCGUCAGACAACUCUGUCGGCGGGUCGUUUAGCUGGGCGUUCGGAUUGUCUAUAUUUGGAGGAAUCACUUCAGUGCCAUUCGGACUCUUCUUUGUGUAUAUAUUUUUCAUAACAAAGCAAAGAAAGGAUAAUUAUAAAAAGACACCAAGAGUGAAAGUGACUUUUGUGAAGAACACAAAUCUGAAGUUUUAAGAACGUGGAAUAUUUAUAAAAAUAAAAGUGUUUCGUAAAAUGUUUGUUUUUUAUGCGCCUUUUCAUUUACGUGUUUUCAUAUUUAGAUUCACACGAACAUGCUAUUCCUAAAAGAUAUCUUUCACUGGCAUAUUUAUCUUUGAGAUUUUCAAUUAAAUCCGUGUCCUGUUUCUCAAAAAAGUAAAAUUGUACGUCAUUUGAGCGUUUUACUCAAAAGCGUUAUUCAUGUUAUCCGAAGUGAAGCGAUAAUAAUCUCACUGACCAAUAUCUAUACAUGACGUCAUAAAGAAACAAGGUAUUAUGUCACAGGAUACUUUAUUUUUAAUAUAAGGAUUGAAAGUCACUUUUUUAUGUCAAUGCUGUUCAAUACAUUUAUUUACAGCCUGAACUAAUGUAUUGUUAUUAUUUAUCUAAACAUGGGUAUUCCCUUACAAUUCCUCUAUAUUGUAGUGACUGUGUCGUCAGUGAAAACAUGAUUACUGGAACAGCCUCAAAAUGACACUGAUUAAAUUGCAAACACAGCCCUACGAACGCAAUUUCUUCUGGUUAGG